UUUACAAACCGUGAUUCGAUGCCGCGUCUUCGCCGAUAUGGAAAUGAAAUCAAGAGUGAAUCAUCUUCUUCACACCAUUUCACUGAAUCAUCUUCUCUCACCUUCAAAUCCGAACCAGACCUCCAAUGGCGGCUUUACACUCUUAUUUGUCCCGUUUCUUCUCCGAUUUCCCAUUUCGGAUUACGAAUUACUCUGAAGCAGACCUACUCAUGUUCUUCGUCUUCUUCACCUUCUCCGCCCUCGGUUUCUCUCUUUAUCUUCGUAAAAGGUUGCGGACGAUCAGUAAGGCGAACGAGCCUGAGAGAAUCGAUAUCGAUCAGACCUGUUUGGUUCAUUCGCUUCUAUUCGAGAGAUUACCGCCGGAUUCUCCGAAAUGGACGAGUUUCUUUGUUGAACAGGGCCAGGAUGACCUCGAUUUGAACAAGGAAUUUGGAGAGUCUGGUCAGGAGGAGCAAGGGGGGAAGAGGAAGAAGAAGAGGGCAAAGAAGAAGAGGGCGAACCUGCUGCACGGCGGAGAUGAGCCGGAAUUGACUUUGUUGUAUCCAUUUACAUCGUCUACUAGUGUGAUUCAGAGGAAGAUUAAACGGCAGUAUGAUGAACUUAUGAAGUGUCAGGAAUCAAAGGAGUUAACGUUGGCUCAGGUCACACAAUUUGCCAACUGCUUAAUCAACGCUAGAAGCAAGCUGCAGCACAAAGCUGAUGUUAUCCGCCGAAAGUUCACCAUAACGAAAGCUCUGCUUUAUAAGGCAGAUCGAUCCUCCCUCGAUCGGCUUCAACAGCAGAUAUACAAGUUAGAAUUGGAACAGAAAAGACUGGAGGAGGAUACCUUUGUUUUUAACUGGCUUCAACAACAGCUUAAACUCUCUCCAGCAUACAAAAAGAUGCUGGAAAUUGGUAGCUGCACGGAGUUAAUGGAAAAAUCUGAGAACUCGACAGAAAAGAUCGAUCUCGAGUCUACCGACAUAUCGUUUGAAGAACUAUUAGCGCAGGAAAAAAAGGAUUCAUUUUGGCAGAGGAAUGGGAAACUGAGAUCAUGCUCAAGCUGAUACAAGUGGUGAGCUUCCUCUUCUCUAAUCUCUUCCUGUAACAAAAGAACAGAUUUGCAGCAUGUAAAUCCAAAAAGAAGAACACUUUUUUUUUUCUUUAACCUAGAAGGCAUUUUGUUA
Molecule: messenger RNA, 1166 nt
Organism: Cucurbita pepo subsp. pepo (vegetable marrow)
Lineage: Eukaryota; Viridiplantae; Streptophyta; Magnoliopsida; Cucurbitales; Cucurbitaceae
Source: RefSeq, a predicted model, not a curated record